Molecule: messenger RNA, 1341 nt
Organism: Naegleria lovaniensis
Lineage: Eukaryota; Heterolobosea; Eutetramitea; Acrasida; Naegleriidae
Exons: 5
Coding region: 1-1341 (446 amino acids)
Source: RefSeq, a predicted model, not a curated record
AUGAUGAGACUCAGAGUUGCGUUUAGAAAUCAUCGCCUCGUAUUUCCUGUCAAGGAUACGAAAAUUAAGAUUGGCCAAUUACUUUCCGACAUGGAAGAACGAUUCUCUUCUCAAAUUCUGAGUUCUUAUCAAUUGAAUAAUGAAGAAGAGAAACGAAAACAUGCCAAGAUUUAUGAUCUCAUGUUGUUGGAUAGUUCUAGCACCCUAUCUUCAUCCUCCAAUUCAAAUCAUCCACCAAAUACAGAAUAUUUAUGCUGUAAGGAGGAUUAUGUUGCCGACGUGUUGAGAGAUGGUGAUCAUGUUAGAGCUUUAGAUGAGCAAGCUUGGAUUGAUUAUCAAGUCGAACAUUUUUGUGAUAGAAAGAGAGCUUGGGUACAUUUGGUGAAGGAUGGAGUUUUUGGAGAGAUUGGUUAUCACAAAAAGAACAAAGUCUAUUGUCUCUUUGGAACUCACCAUCAUAAGCAAUACUUUGAAUUCACUGUAGAUGAGUUGCGUGAGCGUUACAAAAACAAGAACGUUCAUGAAAUUGGAAUGGAAAAAGAUUUUAAGGGCUUGUGGUAUGUCUGUGCCAAAUUUGAAGAACCAACCACUGACGAGUUGAAGGACGAUAAGAAAAUGCUUUGUGAAAUGAGUAUUCACUUGAAAACAAAUUCAGAAGAUGACAAGGUUUACAUUCAUCAAUUGGCUCUCGAAGCACAAAAAAAAUGUUUUCAAUACGGAUUUUGUCCGUUCUGUGGAACUCAAACCACCUCGUUACCAGAAUAUGCCGAGUUUUCAGCACAACCCCAAAAGCUUUCAGAACAAAUGUGUAGACACGUGGUCAAGUGUGCUCUAGCUGUUGCAAAUUCCAAUCAAUGGGAUUUGUCGGAUCUACUUCCGAAGCAAAAUUAUACCAUCUUGAAUUUACCUGAAUUAUUGGACAAUGAUGACGGUGAAGAUCCCAAAGAUGAAGAUUUUGUCAUGGAUGAUGAUGAUGAAAUGAGCGAUGAUGAAGACUCCAUCACGGAAGAAGAAGUCUCUCAUCUCAAACAAGAGACUGAACAUUUGGAAAUGUUGGAAAAGCGUGAGACCCGCUCUCAUAACAAGACGAAUACCGGUAUUACUGGCAACCAUGUUGUUCAUGAUCCAAAGAAUGAUACGACAACGUUCGCAAAAGACGAGCCGACAUUCCUUGAUUUGUCCAUUCAAUUCAAAUUCAUGAAUGGAUUGGAGUUGAAUGGCGAGUUCAACAGCCAGAGCGAUACAUUUAAAACGUUAUUCGAUUAUGUCAGUCUGAAAACACAACUGGCACCACAGGUUUACAAUUUCGAAGAAACGCGUCGUGGUUGCAAGGAGACAUGA